AUGGCCGACGACGACCGACGUCCCAAACGCUCUCGCUUCGAUCAGACCGAGCCUGAACCGCGACGACCCUCUCGAUUCGAUCGUCGUUCUCGCUCCCCUUCCUCGCGACAAUCCGAAACCGCGCGCGCUCGCAGUCCUCUGAGUCGAGAAGCGCGCAGUCCCAGCGCCAGUACCCCGAAGACCUCCGCCUCGGACCCCGCUGCUGCCGCCGCUGCCGCUGCGGCCAAGAUCAACGCCCAGUUGCAAGCCAAAAAGGGAAUCCAGCAUGUGGACGUUCCUCCCAUUCGUGCGACUGCGAGUCCCGCGCCCCAAUCCGGUUCACCGUCCAGCGGAGAACCUUCAGGGAAGUUGAAUGAGGAGAUAUAUGUUGCCGAUGGUGAUUAUAUCCGGGACAUCGAGAUCAAUGACCUGCGCAAUCGCUACACACUGACUAAAGGCUCUACUCAAAAGAUGAUCAAAGAAGAAACUGGCGCCGAUGUCACCACUCGAGGAAACUAUUAUCCGGAUAAGAGCAUGGCCACUGCUGCGAACCCUCCGCUUUACCUGCAUGUGACGAGCACGAACAAGGACGGUCUGGAAAAGGCGGUGGUCUUGAUCGAUGACCUCAUGAAGAAGGAACUUCCCAACCUGGUCGACGAACGGCGGUUCCGUCGUCGGGAACCAGAGCCGGUAGAGCGUGAUGAAUAUGGCCGUGUACGAACAAAGCCCAGCGAGAAUGAUAUUCGGGGGCGAUUCGCUAAUGUGUUACAGCGCAAAUGGCCGGAGGAGCGAAUCCCCGUGGACCUCGAGCCGCUUCCUGGCUUCAACCUUCGUGCUCAGGUUGUCGGACAGGGUGGCGCAUAUGUCAAACAUAUCCAGCAGAAGACUCGGUGCAAGGUCCAAAUCAAAGGCCGCGGCUCCGGGUUCAUGGAGCAAAGCACCGGCAGAGAGAGCGAUGAGCCCAUGUACCUGCACGUAGCUGGACCUGACCCGAAUGAGGUUCAGAACGCGAAGGAGCUCUGUGAGGAUCUUCUGGCCAAUGUCCGAGAGCAAUAUCAACGCUUCAAGGAGAACCCUCCGCAGCAAAACUACGGUGGCUACGGCCAGCGUGGCGGCGGCGACCGCUAUCAGCAUGGCGGGAACUAUGGCGGCGGCGGCGGCAGCGGCGGUGGAUAUGGAAACCACCAGUACCAAAACUCGCCUUCUGCCUCUGCUACCCCUGCUGCGCAGGGAGCAUCCACGGCGUCAGGAGCAGGAAGCCCGACGGACUACGGCGCACAAUAUGCGCAGUACUACGGAUCCUCCGACCCUUACGCUGCGUACGGCGGCUAUCAAAACUACGUUGCCUACUAUCAGUACUACCAACAGGCUGCUCAGCAGCAGCAGCAGCAACAGUCACAAAGCCCUGCUCCUCCUCCGCCUCCUCCUGCCAGCGAGGCACCACCUCCGCCGCCCCCUAGCUCGGGUUCUCCCCCUCCCCCUCCGCCUAGUGGCAGCGGCUACAGCGCCGUCCCUCCGCCACCCGGGCUAUAG
This is a messenger RNA of Aspergillus affinis, 1512 nucleotides long. Its product is annotated as KH domain-containing protein. The record is from RefSeq and is a predicted model, not a curated record. Bases 1 to 1512 code for a protein of 503 amino acids. NCBI's taxonomy places the organism in Eukaryota, Fungi, Ascomycota, Eurotiomycetes, Eurotiales, Aspergillaceae. Gene Ontology annotation, molecular function: RNA binding. The transcript is spliced from 8 exons. Gene Ontology annotation, cellular component: nucleus.